This is a messenger RNA of Amblyraja radiata (thorny skate), 7824 nucleotides long. It is a transcript of the gene adam22, whose product is annotated as ADAM metallopeptidase domain 22. Gene Ontology annotation, cellular component: postsynaptic density membrane. Lineage: Eukaryota; Metazoa; Chordata; Chondrichthyes; Rajiformes; Rajidae. The coding region runs from base 211 to 3024 and encodes 937 amino acids. The record is from RefSeq and is a predicted model, not a curated record. The transcript has 32 exons. Gene Ontology annotation, molecular function: metalloendopeptidase activity. Gene Ontology annotation, biological process: proteolysis.
AGUGGCUCGGUGCACGGAUGCUCUGAGCCUGUCACUGCCGUCAAGUGCUGCAGACUGCAUUUAAAGGGAGCAGAGAAAAGAUAAUGUACACACCCAGCACACUACGAAGGAUAGAUACCACGGGCGUCCUGUAGGAUCCAUGUAAUACAUUAGGCGAAAACGGAGUAUUUUUUCUCUCUCUGUGUUGCAGGAUUGCAAAGAAUAUGAAAUAUGAAGCUUUUGCCGCGUCAGAUUUCCUUGGUAUCUCUGUGUGGACUAGUCUAUCUCGUUCAAUACAGCAGCGCCAAUAGAAACCCCGGUACGGGCGAAGGUGACGACGCCUCGAGGAGGAAGGCGGCGGCGGCAGCGGCAGAGAGCUGGGGGGAGCACGGCUUGAAACCGCCUCAGACAUCCAGCCCGCUUCGGCUCAUUGCCAGCGGCCGGGUGGGCCUUGACACCCGAGUGAGAAGGACACGGGAACGCGCAGCCACCCACCCGUCCCCACACAUCGCUCAAGCGACCUUCCAGAUUGAUGCUUUCAACUCGUCCUUCAUUCUUGACGUUGAACUAAAUCAUGAUCUGCUCUCAUCCCAGUAUGUGGAACGAACUGUUGAUGCAUGGGGAAAAACUGUUCAUUCAGUGGGAGGAGAACACUGUUAUUAUCAUGGCAAAAUUCAAGGAAAUGAAGAAUCCUCUGUGGCCCUUUCAACAUGCUAUGGACUACAUGGCUUCUUUUAUGAUGGAAACUAUACGUACUUGAUUGAACCAACACCAACGAAAGAAGGAAACUUAGUGAAUGAACCAGAAUCUCAUUUAGUUUAUCAGAUCGCAGGCCAUAAUAUUCCUUUACACCUUCAACUUCCUGAAAAGGUUGGAAGAAAUGAUUUUGGUCUGGCUGGGAAUUCUGGUCUUUCGAGGAAGAAAAGACAGAUGCAACGAUUUCGGCGGGAUGUUCAUGAUGAGACGAAGUACAUUGAGCUGAUGGUUGUUAAUGAUCAUUUUAUGUUUAAAAAACACCGUUUAUCUGUGGGACUCACAAACAACUUUGCAAAAUCAAUUGUGAACUUAGCAGAUAUGAUAUUCAAGAAACAGCUUAACACCAGAAUUGUACUGGUUGCUAUGGAAACUUGGUCAAUUGACAACAAGUUCUCCAUAGACGUAAACCCUCAGGUAACUCUGCGAGAGUUUAUGAAGUACAGGAGAGAUUUGGUGAAAGUAAAGAGUGAUGCCAUUCAUCUAUUUUCGGGAACAACAUUUGAAAGUAGCCAGAGUGGAGCAGCAUAUGUUGGUGGAAUUUGUACACAGUCGAAAGGUGGAGGAGUGAACGAGUUUGGAAAUGCAGAUGAAAUGGCUGUCACCCUCGCUCAGAACUUAGCCCUGAACCUUGGCAUGUUUUCAGAUCAGAAGCGAAUGAGUGAUGACUGCAGAUGUGAAGAUAAGUGGGCUGGAUGCAUAAUGGAAGAUUCUGGGUAUUAUCGUCCACAUACAUUUUCUAAAUGCAACAUAGAAGAGUAUGAGGAAUUUUUGAACAAUGGUGGUGGGAAUUGUCUCUUCAAUAAACCUACCCGACUUCUUGAUGCUCCAGAAUGUGGUAAUGGAUUUGUGGAGGGAGGAGAAGAAUGUGAUUGUGGCUCACCAACUGCUUGUCGGCAGGAAGGGGGAAACUGUUGCGUGAAGUGCACUCUUUUGGAUGAUGCCAAAUGCAGCAAUGGACUUUGUUGUAAAGAGUGUCAGUUUGAAAGAAAUGGAUUUGUGUGUCGUGAAGCAGUAAAUGAUUGUGACAUUCCUGAGACUUGCACUGGAAAUUCUAGUGAGUGUCCAUCAAACGUACAUAAACUAGAUGGCUACAUCUGUGACAAUGAUCAGGGACGUUGUUAUGGAGGGAGAUGUAAAACUAGGGAGCGACAGUGCAAAUAUGUCUGGGGAGAAAAAGCAAGAGCUGCAGACCAAUUAUGUUACGAGAAACUUAACAUUGAAGGGACUGAAAAAGGAAACUGUGGCAAAGACAAAGGCACUUGGAUUCAAUGCAAUAAACAAGAUGUGCUUUGCGGUUAUCUACUGUGUGCUGAUACGUCCAAUGUGCCAAGAGUAGGGGAACUGUGGGGUGACGUGACAAUGACUUCACUCUUACAGAAACACAGGCACAUCAACUGCAGUGGUGCCCAUGUCAUAUUAGAUGAAGAAACGGAUCUGGGAUAUGUGCAAGAUGGAACUCCAUGUGGACAGGACAGAAUGUGUGCCACUCGCAAGUGUCUGCCUGUCAAAGCAUUUAAUUUUAGUACCUGCCCCGGCACUAGUGGUGCAAAAAGAUGUUCAGGACAUGGGAUUUGCAGUAAUGAAGUGAAGUGUGCCUGCGACCCAUCCUGGAAUGACAGUGACUGCAGUAUAUUUACACCAAAGACAUUGACAGGCGCAGCAGGACCAGGAUCAGCACAAACCAAUAUUAUUAUAGGUACCAUUGCAGGGACCAUCCUGAUGGCAGCUCUUGUCUUGGCAGUUGCAGCAUGGUUUUACAAAAAUUAUCAAGAAAGAAGGCAAAUGCCACAAGGAGACUAUGUCAAAAAGCCCGGAGAAGCUGACUCUUUCUAUAGUGACAUACCUCCUGGAGUCAGCUCAAACUAUUCAGCAUCUAGUUCUAAGAAAAGAUCAAAUGGACUCUCCCAUUCUUGGAGUGAACGGAUUCCAGAUGAAAAACAUAUCCCAGAUGUCUGUGAAAAUGGUAGACCACGCAGUAACUCAUGGCAAGGAAAUUUGGGAGGCAACCAAAAGAAGAAUAAAGGAAGAAAAUUUAGGCCACGUUCCAAUUCUACAGAGUAUUUAAACCCAUGGUACAAAAGAGAAUAUAAUGUAGCUAAGUGGGUAGAAGAUGUGAAUAAAAACACUGAAGGACCGUACAUUAGGACAUUGUCUCCAUCUAAGUCACAUUCCUCGUCCAAUGGAUCAAUUGCUUCUAGUAGGAAGUGCCCAUACCCAAUGCCACCUCUUCCUGACGAGGAUGGAAAGGCAAGUCGACAAAGUGCACGGCUCUGGGAGACCUCCAUUUAGGUUGCCAUUCAACCAAUCUGAGCUACUAAAGAUUUCCUUCCAAUCGUUGUCUUUUAAUUAAUGAAUCGUUGGAGCAUCUGUGAGGCUUUUGGAAGAAGGGGUCUAAAGUAAAUACCCCCACUGCUAACUUCAAAGAGCAGGGCUAUUAAAUAUAAAUAAUAAAUAGACUUUGACUCAUCAUUAAUAAAAUGUGGUAUGAAGAGUCAGCAUUCUUGUAUAAAAUACUGCACUGAAACAAUGAUCUGCAAACAGGAACUCAUCCUGAAAAAAGACAGUAAAAGCCCGGUCAUAUAUUUGCAUAUGUUAUGGUGCUUAGUCCUGUGGAAGAAGAUGGAGAGCCCUCUUUCAAUAAGGCGGUUGAAAGCUUCUGAGCACACAUUCACAGCAAUGAAUAAUAUUGCACGCACGGAUCCCUUUUGAUGCCAGCUCUAGUAGUCAGUAGAAAAUAACAUGUACUUGCAUCGACAUAGAAUGAGUUCUUUUUUUCAAAAAAAUGCUUUGGAUUCAGUUGUACAACAGGAAAAAUAAUUGCAUUUGUAAGAGCUACUGCGUGUAAGAAAUGGAACAUGCAACUGAAGAUCAAAAUCAUAUACUUGCAGAAAUGCUUGCUCAGAAAGUGUUUUGUAAAUAUGUACAGUUAUUUUCAUGUCACAGGACAAAUCCGGCAAUAGUUGCUUGCCCUAUAAAUCAAAACAUGGUCGUGUUGAGCUUAAUAUUAACCUUACAGUGAUAGAUUUGGUGUUUUCUUAAAUAUGUUUGAAACUCCUUUAAACCAGUGAUGGAGAAGAACGUUGAUAACCUAAUGGAAUGAAAACAUAAAAUGAUGGAAAUACUAUGCAGCAACGAUGGAGAAUCAGCUACAAUUUCAGGCUGAUGAGAACAUUGUUCUUUAAGUUGAGGGGUGGACAGAACAAGAGUCUCCAGCCUAUCGCACAAACCUUUGUUUGUUCUUUUCACCACUCCUCGUUCUCUGCAACUUACAAUGCAUUUGCUAUUUUUUUUUCCUUUUUCUCAAUUCUGAUGAAGCGUCAUGAGUCUGGCACAAUAACCCUGUUUCUCUCUCCACCGAUGCAAGUUGUUGAUAUGCUGAGUUUAUGCAGCAUUCUGAACUGAUGAACUUAUUUAUUUUCGAUUUUCAGCAUCUGCUGUUUAAGUAUGUGCUCGGGGUGUAAACAUAGUUUUGUAUUUAAAUAUCAAAACUUCUAUGUUGCAGUGAAAUAUGAUCAUUAUUGUACCAUGAACUAAAUAUGCCAUCUCCACCAACAUGCAAAAACAUCAGUUUGUCUCAAAUUAAUGAGGAAUUUUAAUAUUUUUAUAAAUGGAAAAAAUAUGCAUCAGACACGUCAACAGUUUAUUGGUGUAACAGCUGGACAAAAUUGCUUCACCUGUGCAGUUCAGCUCUUUGAUUCAUGUUUGGAUCAAGGCUGUGAUGACAUUGGUCCUGAUGAAACCCAAAUUCGACAGAGAUGAGUAGGUAACGCCGCUAAACAGCGCUAUCAAUUAUACCUUCCCUUUGCUGAUGAUUUGAGUAGAUUGAUUGGGUUGUAAUUGGAUCUGGGUUUUUUUCUGCAUAGGUCAUACCUGGUUUAUGUUCUACAUUGUUGCAAGGUGCCUAAUUUGGAAUUGUACUGCUGCAAUUUGGCUGUAGGAAUAUGUGGUUCUGGAGUGCAAGUCUUCAGAACUGCAGCUGAGGUAUUUACUUAUCCCUUAGCCCUUGCUGUUUCUAUUUCUGUCAGAUGUUUGUUAUUACCUGCAAUGAAACUAAUUGAUUCUGCGAGGGAGGAAGCCAAGAUGGACCAUCCACUCAGUAUUUCUGACUAAACAUAAUGUUAAUACUUUAACCUUGAGCACUCAGUUGCUAGAUGCACCAUUAUUGUUUAGAAUGGGAAUGUUCAUGGAACCUCCUUUUAGAUGUUGUUCACCACAAUUUACUGGAUGUCGCAGGACUGUGGAGCUUUAAUCUGAAUCAUUCUGAAAUUUCUGUUGCAUGCUGUUUUCACCAUUAAGCAUGUAUGCAAUUCUAUAUUGCAGCCUGGCAUUGCAUUUUUGUGUAUACCUGAUGCUGCACCUAGCAUGCCCUUCUACCUUCUGGUUUGAUAAUAUUGGUGACGGUUUUAUUAGGAACUACCACAAUGACUCAUCAUAAUUGCAUCUGGUUUCUGAUCAUUUAGAAAAGUUUUUCUUUUGCAAGGUUACCUUUAAGAAUAACAAAGGAUUUGGAUAGGUUCACUGUCUUUUAAACUUGGGGACCCAGCUUUUUCAAUACUUGUCCUUCUGAAAUUUAACAUCAUGUAAAACUCUGAUGGUAAAUCAAUGCUACACCGUCCCUUUCAGCUGUAAGUUAUGUCUUUGCUCAUCUAUGCCAGCCGACAGUACUCCAAAUUUAAAUUUUCCAUUUGGCUCAAAUUAAUUUAACUUUCAAACUUCACCUAUUCCACCUCCACAUCAUGCCUGAUCAAUGCCCUUGAUCCUCUAAAAUGAUUUUUUUUGUCCAUUAUUCCUUCAUUCACCCACCAUUAACUUGGUCAUCAGAUGUACAAACUAAAGUACAUGUUCUUCCCUAAAUUAUGCUGACUCUUUUCCGUAAAUAACAUUUUUGAAGCCUAAUGCCUUUUUGAACCCAUAGUUAUUGAUUUUACUUUCAUUAAUUAUUCUUGUGAUUCUGAAGCAAUUUGCCCAGUGUUCUUUUUUACAUAUUGUAACUACAUUUUCAUACAAUCUCCAACAUACUGUAUAAAAUCACUUGUCGUGUAAAGAUGAGGUGGGUGCAAACUAGUAACUUUUAUUUUUCAAUAUUUACUCCUAUUGCAUGAAAUGUAAUGAGAAAAGUGGAAUGCCAAAUAGAAUUUCAGGUGCAACAUUAUUACAUAGAAAACCACACCAUAAUUAUAGUGGUGUCAAUAUUUUUUGUAGCAGUAUUUGAAUCCAAUUGGCUUUGUGUAAUUCAAAUUAUUAUAAUCUGAAUCUGUUUCUUAAAUAACACAAAGAAAUUAAAAUAGCCCAACUAAAUGCGAUUCUACAGUAAUGGUAAUUUAUUUCCUGCAGCGCACAAUGAAAUUAUUGAAAUUAACAUUCCCCCAACUUUUUCAUAGCUUAAGAGGAAGAAAUAUGCCCUGUCGCUUCACUAAAGAUUUGAGUAUCACAUGCCUGCUCCACAUACCCUGGACAUGUUAUUUCAAUGAAAAUUACAGGGGUGUGAGUACAACUGGUAGCUAACGCUAUUAUAUACAUUUAGAAUUAGCACCCCGUGAAAUUUCUCUACAAUGAUAACUUAAAUGAUUGCCUAAAACUGAUAUGGAUUUAUGCCUAUUUCACUGCUGUAUCUUCACCUCAUCAAUGGACAUUAAUCAGAUAUUUGCUCAAACAGCAGUACAAUAUACACUAUGUACAUCAAAGAGAUGAAGAUUUAACAAUAGAAUUGAUGCAGGUCCAGCCUUAUGGAAAUUGAGACUUUUUUAUUCCUUUUAAUUUUAUAUCCCUAAGUGUUAGAAUUAUCUAUGUCAAGAAAUGGUGUGGAGGGUUUUGGAGACACAAGGAAUUCCAGAUGCUAGAAUCUUGAGCAAAACACAAAAUUCUGGAAGAACUUUGGAUCAGGCAGCAUUUGCAGUGGAAAUGGACAGAUGACAUCUGCGGUCAGGCCAACUUCAGACUGAACGAGGAUCUCAAUCUCUAUUGUCUAUUUCUUCCACAGAUGUUGCCUGUCCCACUGAGUUCCUCCAGCACUUUGGAGAAUUUUCCUUGUUUUAGAAAAUAUCCAUCUACUCCUCAUCUUCACAGACAGGUUUAGCAUUUUUAAAGAAUAUGGGUAAUAUGUUUCAUGAUUUUCUUUAUGGACCAUAGGAUUAAUGACAGGUGAUGGUUCUGUAAAGUGUGUAUAUACUUCACUUGCAUUUUUUUAAGGAAUUGGUUUCAACAUUUAAUUUCAUUAAAUAACAUUCAAAACGGAGCCACAUGUUGCUUUGUAGCAUUUCCAGUAUCAUUUUUCAAAUAUUACUUAGACCUUUGCACAGGGGCAGGUUGAAUGCAGAAAAAUGUCUGUCCACUUUCAUGUGUAUAAAACAACCAGGUGCAUUGUAGUGUAUGUAUCACUGUAAUCAAAUGUGAUGUAUGUAUAUACACAUACAUAGUUUGCUCGCUUGAUACUGCAAUAACAUGCCACUAUAUUACACAAAACACAUUUCUGUGAACCAAUUGGAAUGGCUAAAUGUUUCCCACUGGAUACUGAUUUGUCGCAGCAUAUUGGAAGUGCAUGUUAAAUUGUUAUUGUUCCUUAUGCUUUCAGCCAUUCUGAACUUCUCUAUAACACAACAGUAAAUUACAAAAUAUUGUUUGAUACUUAUUACAUCUGCAUGUCAAGAAAAUUGUCACAUCACAAAAUAAUUGAUUAUGAAGUGCCAUUUUUAAAAACAAGAUCAGCUUGAAUAUUUGUCUUUGACUAUAGUGCUAUGGAUGCGAAUGUAACCGGCUGGCUAAAAAAUGUAAUUGAGUGAAAGAAUUGUGGCAACUUUAUAAAAUUAUUGCCAUUUCCAUUUCUUCAUCUUUCAAGCUGUUUUACACCAAAUCCAUUUACAUUUAUGGAACAGUUGUAGAAUUUAACUCCAUUAUGGAAUUGUAUAUUGCUUGCUGGCUGUGUGAUGACCUAGAAAAAACUUAUUUCCUUGGCUGAGUAUUAAGCUUUUACCAACCAUGGAUAUUAUUGCGCUGUUGUAUAUAAAGCAAAGGUUUAGAUUAAUGCUUUUCUCAAACAAUAUUAUUGUAAUAUAUUAUCUGAAUAAAAAUUUACAUCUCUUUAACCUGGAA